CUUAGCAUACUAGGUGGAAAAAUCAACUUUUUAAAAAACAACCAAACAAGUAGUCGUCGUAUUUCCUGGUUUGGGCUAGAACACAUUACUUUCGAUGCUGCAAAAGAAAUUGCAUGGAAAGAGUACCAGCAGAAUGGAAAAUUAAGUUUGAGCACAUCUUUAAAUCUAUACCAAAAAAAUGCAAAAAAAAUAUCUAAAGUUUGUGAGGAAGCCUUAAACCGAAUGCAUGAAUUCUUUGAUGAAGUAAAUGUUCCUGAGCAGCUUUCCACUAGCACAAUUCAUGCUGAUGAGGACAGCAAGUCUAAAUAUCAUUGUGAUGGCAACGCAGAUGUUAGACCUACAAAUAAGAGAAAGUUUAUGGGGUUUGAAUUGCUGAAGGCACCACCUGAAAAAAAAAGAAUCCAGUCAAUAAACUGCAGUGAGGAUGCAGGAACUGCAUUAGAUUUGAAUGCUGGGAAUAGACCAGAUCAGGAGGAUUCAGUCAAUUCAACAAUAGUGAAAGAAGCACAACAGUGUUCCUUAGAUCUAGUUACCCCUUCUGCUAACGCCUGUAUGGAUCUACAAAAUGUAGAAUCUGUAAUGUGCAAGUCUAGAAUAUUGGAAGAAGGGUCUUGUCCAGCUGCUGAGAAAACCAAACCAGACAAUGUUGAAGAAAAAACUCUGAACAGUGCUUCUGAUUACAAUUGUGGAGACCCAGCUUUCGGGAUCACAUCUGCAGUAAAUGUGCCUUCAACAAGCCAAAGUAAAGAUGAAACAUUUCCUACAGUUGAUAAAAUACACCCAAAAGGUAAAAGCAUUCCAAUAGUUAAUCAAUCAAGGCAGCAUCCCUUUCCAUUAUAUGGAUCAAAAGAUAGUUAUUCUUACCAAAGAAAAUUGGGCUCUAAAGCCCAUUUUUCUCAUUCUACUAAUAUGUUCGUCAAAAAUGACCUCAGUUCAGGAAUGAUUUAUGGGACUUCUUCCUCUGACCAAAGUAGCAAGUGGCAGCUUUCAACAGUUAAACCUGCUGCACAUUUUUGGCCAUCGCAUAAAAACCAAACUGAACAAAAACAUCAAAAUGAUAAUGAAAUCCUUGUACAUGAAAACAAGCAGUUGUCACCUUCUGAAGGAUUUCCUCCACAUUUAAUCAAUAUAAACCAUUUUUGUCCUCCUCAGCCAUGGAACCAAAAUAACUAUUUUUAUGGGAGCGAUUCAUAUUUUCUAUAUUCUGGAUAUGCACUCCCUACAGCGAGUUUUGGAGCGAGCAAUCAACAGAGUCCAACAAUGAUGAAUUAUACACCAUAUUUUUAUCCAUAGUUUGCAAAAACAAGACUCUGCCCUCCAGGUAUGUUUAUAUAAAAUA
This is a messenger RNA of Polypterus senegalus (gray bichir), 1339 nucleotides long. RefSeq lists its product as uncharacterized. Lineage: Eukaryota; Metazoa; Chordata; Cladistia; Polypteriformes; Polypteridae. The transcript is spliced from 3 exons. Bases 223 to 1293 code for a protein of 356 amino acids. The record is from RefSeq and is a predicted model, not a curated record.